GCCCGAUGUGAAAUCCACCGUCUCCAUCAAGAUCUUUACGCGCUCCAGGAGAGUGGCGAUCGUGCCAGUCAGACCAGCCAGUCAGCUCUUCGACGUGCUGAGGCAGAACGAGAUCGUGUAUUGGCCGACCUAUCACGCGUGACUACUGAAAGAGACGGAUUAAUAUCAAAGUACAAAAAAAUAUGUGAUAGUGCUGACGCCGAUCAUGACCGACUGACCAGCCAGCUUAAUCAGCUCGAGCGUAGUAUGACCCAGAUCGUGGCUGAGAAAGAUGAAGUCGUUCGUCGUGCAACGGAUUUACGCCAACGCUUGGAGGAACAAUACGCUCGACAAAGGCAGCUUGAAAAUAGUCUGGAAGAACGGCAGACACAAUAUAAGAAAUCAGCAGAGGAAACUUCCAUGCUCCGAAUCGAACUCCAAGAACAACGACGUAAACUGGAAGAGAAGACGAGGGAUCACAUCGAGCUAUCACAGCAAGCACAAAUUUUGGAAACAGAAAUUGAAAGGAUGGGGCAGCGAAAUGAUGAAUGUGAAACCAGAUUGAAUCGUUCACAAGAGGAAAAUGUACAGCUUAAAUCUCAGGUGGAUCAGUUGCAAGACGAGAUAAAGCGAUUACAGUACAAUGCUGAACUAAACGAGGCGGAUCGCUCAGAACUUUUGAAGCAGUUGCGAAGGCUGGAGAAACGUGUGCAAGUGUUGAAUGCAGAAUGUGAUCGUUUUGGACAGCAAGCAACUUCUGCAAACGACCAGCUAGUUGCUUUGCAGGAAAAAAUCAGCAUGGCUGAGCAUGACAGUGCAGAGAAUCUGAAAAAAUACCAGAUGGAAAAACUGUCUACGGAAAAACUGCAGGAACGGUUGGAUGCUAUGACACAGAGCAAAGGAGCAGCGGAACGUAGAUGCGAUUGGUACGAACGGCAGUUUGCUGAGACGCAGAAUCUACUGGCUCAGACGGAAAGUCAGCUCUCAGCAGAGAAGGAUGGUAAUAAGUGGUUUACGGAAGCCAACGAAAAACUGACACAAGACAACGAAACACUGAGGGCCACAGUUGAGCUGGCAAACAAGGAUAAGGUGCACUUAGAAUCAUGCAUCGAAGACAUGACCAACAAGAAUCGUCAAAUUAUUCGGGAACGUGAUGAACUUGUACAGCGUUCGGCCAACCUCCGUGAACGACUGUUGGAAACUGAGGACAACCUAAAGCAAACCGAACAAGAGUUGAAGCGUAGCAACGACUCUUUGCGGAAUGAACGCAACACCAUGACAGAUAUGCAGCAGCAACUGGAGCAAAUGCGACGCCGUGCUGAAACCGCCGAACGAGACGGCGCUGAGAUAUCCAUUCGCCUGCGAGACUGUGAGGAGCAGUUGCGUAAGUCCGAGUCCAGAGUGGUUCUACUAGACCGAGACUUACGUGCCGAACGAGAGGACUAUGAUCAGUUACGGCUACGUCUUGAGACAACAGAUGAUGAAAGAAGGAACUUGGAGAUGGCACUACGUGACACCAGCCAGCGUCUGUCCCAUCUGGAGGUCGAUUUGACCACACGGACACGCGAAGUAAAUGAACUUCGUGCAGCCAACGAAGAUUCCAAUCGAGCCUUCAGUCGGACGCAAGAAGCUUUGGCAAACAAAUCGACCGAGCUGGCAAACACCAAAGGUGAACUGUCGGCUACUCAGUCUAGCCUAGCCGAAAUUCGGCGACUUCUCGAGGCUGAAAAACAGGAAAGCGGGCGACUGCGGGAUGACUUAAACAGACUGACCAAAGAAACGCAGAAAUUACAAUCGGAGCUCCGGGAGGUGAAUGAAGAGCGGGAUGAAUUGGAUCAACGGACCGCGGGUUAUCUGAAUGAAAUAGCGCGACUUGAGCGGACCAUGAAUGAAAGAGACGCCGAAUGUGGUAAACUAAUGGAUCAGUUGCGAAGCGUCGCGGAAGAUGCUGAAUCGUGGAGAUCCAGAUGGGAAAAUGCAGAGAACAAACUGACGAACGUUCGCAUUGAACUGGAAGAACGUGAGGCUGAGUUGGCAGCAGAACGUGAGAGAGCUGACACUCGUGAGAGGGACUUAGUUCACUUACGUGCAACAUUAAAUUCAACGGAAAUGCAGUAUGGUUCGACAUCGCGUGCACUCAGCGAAUCGACGGAGAAACUGCAACUCGCCAGGGCUGAGAUCGAAACGGUCAACGCAGAGUUGAGCCGCUUACGCGAAAACGUUACUCGGUUGGAGAGCGAAAAAUCUACGUUGCAGAGGGAAGCAACAAGCUUGCGCAUCGAAAAAGACCAAAUGCGAGCACAACUGGACGAUGUAGAGAUGGAGUUGGAUCAGCUCAAAGAACAGCUGGAACAAGAGAAAUCUGUCUCCCGCCACCUGCAAAAUAAUUUGCAGGCCUCCAGACAAAAAGAACAAGGUGUCCUCCAGGAGUUACAAGAGAAGUCAACCGAAGUUUCCGCUUUAAAAGAAAGAAUUACCAACGUGGAAGACCGUUCAGAAGCAUUACAGCGAGAAAGCGAACGUCUUCGUGAACGUCUUUCCGAAGCAGAGCGUGAAGCCAAUCGGUUAUCAAGGAGUCUGUCAGCCGAACGUUUUGAAAAGGAGCGUGCACUGUCCGAGUUGCGACUCAGCACACUGCCAGCUGUCUACCGCCCAUCUGGCUACACCAGGUAA
Opisthorchis viverrini is the source of this 2652-nucleotide messenger RNA. RefSeq lists its product as hypothetical. The record is from RefSeq and is a predicted model, not a curated record. The transcript is spliced from 11 exons. NCBI's taxonomy places the organism in Eukaryota, Metazoa, Platyhelminthes, Trematoda, Opisthorchiida, Opisthorchiidae. The annotation marks the transcript as partial.